Molecule: messenger RNA, 3363 nt
Organism: Rhinocladiella mackenziei CBS 650.93
Lineage: Eukaryota; Fungi; Ascomycota; Eurotiomycetes; Chaetothyriales; Herpotrichiellaceae
Exons: 5
Coding region: 1-3363 (1120 amino acids)
Biological process (GO): intracellular signal transduction; negative regulation of glycogen biosynthetic process; protein phosphorylation
Cellular component (GO): cytosol; nucleus; cytoplasm
Molecular function (GO): protein serine/threonine kinase activity; ATP binding
Source: RefSeq, a predicted model, not a curated record
AUGUUGGGGGAACAAUCGUUACGUAUUCCCAAGAAUAAGAGCACCGGGAACUUGCCACCCGCUAGAUACGAUGCGUCUGCGUUUGCCCAGAGAGGUCGAUUCUCCUUUGACGCGGGCACAGCCCAGGAAAUAAAUACUCUCAAGAGGGCUGCUCGCGUCGAACACGACUAUGGACUGGGCAGAUCAGGUCUUCGAAGGAUAAGACGACAGGCACCGGCUUUGCGGACGCCCACACUGGUUUUGGAAGAUGGAGAAUUUGAGCCUCCUCCUCUCCAUCACUCCAAAACCGCCCCAAUAUCCGGAUUGUCGUCCAGGUCGGUGUCAACAAGCCAUUUGAUCAGUGGUCCCACAUCUCCAGCUCUGGAAGACCUCCAUCGGUUUUCCUCCGAAUCCCUCCAUUCCUUUUCGUUUGCCCGACAAUCAGAAGAGUUUUUGCACAGCAGACAGAAUAUACUGCAAAAGUCGGUGGAUUUUGUCCGGGAUCGUUCUUCAUGGGCUGCCAACCCCGCUCUCGCUGACGCCCAGGCACGCGUCAGCGGCAAUGUGGAAAUACAGGGGAUGAUGGAACUGCUCAAGAAGGCGAACAUUAUCCCGAUCGACACCACCGAUAGCACGUCGAGAGGCAUCGGAGCAGGACCGCUGACCGGCCCCGCUCACCACGAUGGACGCAACAUUUUCGAAAAGAGCUUCAGCCAAGAGCUGGACCAAGCUCAAAGGGAAGCCGCGAAGACCAAGGUGGAAAACAUGUAUGCUGGGCGCAAAUACUCUCUGGAAGAAGACGACGAGCCGCUGCGGGAACCGGACCUGGAGAUGCGGUUAUCUCCAACCAGAGCCGAUUCCACGGACGCGCCCCGCCAGACCAGCUUGAGGAGGACCUACACGGAUGUACACUCCGUGUCUUUACAACGGAGACUCAUCGAGGCUCUUGCACGACCAUAUUCCACCGAGGACGAUUCUUUUGCCCACAACACUGUCGCAGCUCCCUCGAUGCGGAAAGUGACGACUCCAUCGGCAGCGGCGAAUGCGCCGUCGGUCCACAGCCACAGCAGCAAAUGGUCACCCACUCACCAAGCGGUCUUUCGCACUGAAGCAGACGCUCCUUGGACCAUUUUGGCCGCAAAUGAUCUGGCCUGUCUCAUUUUUGGCGUUACCCGUGCCGAAGUAAGGUCGCUGAGCAUUCUCGGCAUCAUUCAGGAGGAAAGGAGACAUUGGCUGGAAAAAAGGCUUGCCCGGCAUGAAGAGCCCAUGGAAGAGAAAUCUCCCCCACCAUCGUCAAGUGGAACCGGGAGGGGCUUGUCGUUGAUUGGAUCUGGAAGCGGUAUUACAGCUCGGCUGCUUAGUAAAGCUCCCUCUCGAGCUAACAAGUCUUCAGAAAGAGCAAAGACGGAUGACGGCUCUGGCGGUUCCAGCCAGCCCAAAUUCAGCCAUCACCCUUCAAACAAGUCGAGAGGCGUCCUGCUCUGCGGGGACAUCGUGCCUAUCCAGAGACGAGAUGGCACCAAAGGCGCAGCGAGCUUCUGGGUGAUGGAGAAGCGUGGGGGUCUGAUCUGGGUGGUCGAAGAGAUCACCGAGGACGUCGCCUAUCUCGACAUUGACGUUCGGGGCAGGGUGACGGACGCCCACGGCGAUGUGCUUGCCAUCUGGGGCCAGCCCAUCCUUGACGGUACCCCUCUCAAGUCUCUUCUCCCCAAGUUUCCCUUGGAUGCUUUUGACUCCUAUGACAAGCAUCAUUUAGGAUAUUUCACCGCUCAAACAGCGGAAUAUGUCAACGUCCCGGUCACUGUAGAGAAAUCACCGACAGAAAAUCAACUUCGAGUCUCGAGCCUCCCUCACAUAGCCGGUGUCAUGGUGUUGGACCCCGACACACUUAAAAUCAGCAGCUCCAACACCAUAUUCUCGGCCGCGCUGUUCGGCUACGAGCAACCGGAAGGAUUGCCAAUCUCCAAUCUGAUCCCCAGCUUUGAGGACAUCCUGAAUAUUUUCAGGGACGAUGACGAGGUUGACCUCGUUGAUGGCAUCGUUAUUCCCGAGCACAGUUUCCGCCGAGCCCGUGCCCUCCUCGCGCUUCGGGAGGGGAGAGAAAACCCAGCCAAUAUAUUCUUGCGACCGUGUGGUCUUCUAGCCACACACCGAGAUGGAUCGGACAUUAUGGUCGAUAUCCAGAUGAGGGUUGUCCGUAGUGAAACUGUGUUUCCCAUGUCAGAUGAAGCCGUCAUCGAAGAGAAGGACGAAUCUCGCGCCGAAUCAGGUGUGGCCGUCGCCGAGCUGGUUUACGCACUUUGGAUCAUCUAUUCUCGCAAUAUUCACUCGACGGGGUCGGGUGACCCCGAUGACACUGUGCCUUCACGCUCUUUAUCGCUCCCCUCUCAGCCCGACCCGCCUCCGACGCUUCCAUCUCCACCGCCGACCGCGUCGGAUGUCUCUGGCAAGUCUGCUGACAGCUCACAAGUGUCGCUUCACGCAGAUCCGUCAGAUGAGACGGGAUCAAUCGCCAUGGAUGAGCCAUUGGAACACCCCCCGCCGCAUACCCCAUACGUACCUCACGACAAGAAGACCAUUGACGAUUUCAACAUUUUGGAAGAGAUGGGAUCUGGUGCGUAUGGUCAGGUGAAGCUGGUUCGAUACAAGAAAGGCCAGUCGCAAAAGAUGGUGCUGAAGUAUGUGACCAAGAAACGAAUCCUUGUGGAUACGUGGACCAGAGAUCGGCGGUUGGGUACCGUGCCGUUGGAAAUCCACGUCCUCGACUAUCUUCGCCGAGACGAACUUCGGCAUCCCAACAUUGUGGAGAUGGUUGAUUUCUUCGAGGACGACGUGAAUUACUAUAUCGAAAUGCUCCCGCAUGGGGUUCCAGGCAUGGAUCUGUUCGAUUAUAUCGAGUUGAGAACGAAUAUGACCGAGGUGGAGAGCCAGAAUAUCUUCCGUCAAGUGGUGGAUGCCAUUCACCACCUUCACACCAAGGCCUUUGUGGUGCAUCGAGACAUCAAAGAUGAAAAUGUCGUGUUGGAUGGCGAAGGGCGAAUCAAGCUGAUUGACUUUGGCAGUGCUGCAUACAUCAAGAACGGCCCAUUCGAUGUGUUUGUGGGCACCAUAGACUACGCUGCCCCCGAAGUCUUGCAGGGUAAAGCAUAUGGAGGGAAGGAACAGGAUGUAUGGGCGUUGGGAAUAUUGUUGUAUACCAUUGCAUACAAAGAAAAUCCAUUUUAUAAUUUAGAUGAAAUUCUCGACCACCCAUUACGAGUUCCAUUUUUGCCUUUCUCGGAAGAAUGUCUGCAGCUCAUUCGAAAGAUGCUAGAACGAGACGUUGAGAAGCGAAUUACCAUCGAGGAAGUGCGAGCGGACCCCUGGCUUGAGGAGGAAUAUUGA